Molecule: messenger RNA, 1395 nt
Organism: Penicillium brasilianum
Lineage: Eukaryota; Fungi; Ascomycota; Eurotiomycetes; Eurotiales; Aspergillaceae
Source: the annotation of a GenBank genome assembly
GAUAUGUUCGUGUUUAUUUGGACACCUAAACGUUCGUACGGAGUAAUUGAGGGCCAAUUUGCAUGGUCGCAUGCCCGGUGAAGUCAUGCAAAGUCACGGGCAUGGACAACGACGGGGGAUCAACGCUCAACUUUGGUCCUCGACCUUUCAAUUAUCAUCAGCUUCGCCCAAAAUCAUGCGCAACUCCCCCUAGUCCUACCCACUUACGGACUCUUCCUACUCAUCGGCGCCCUCGACCACAUUUGCAAUUGCCGCACGCCAAAUAAGGCGCUCGCGAUAGCCCACUCGAGAGCCUUCCGCCAGUGCCCCUCACUCCCAAAACAAACAACACUAUCACACCGUCAAAAGUCAUGGACGCCCCUGCACCACGAUCCUCCUCGCGACCGCGGCCCUCCUCUCGCCCUACGACUCCUUUGCGACCGAGCUCGCGCUCCUCGCUCCGCGAAGCUCAUGGCUACGGUCACAGCAUCAGCCAUACCGGAUACAACCAGCCCGCCAUCAAUGCCCUGGAGCCGCAGUUUGCGGAACUCGCCGACUCCAUGGCUGACCUGGAGGCCAAUUUUAUGCACCUACAGCUGAUGCACGAGAGUUUGACGCGGUUUAGCGAGAGCUUCGCGAGUUUCCUGUACGGCAUGAAUAUGAACGCGUUUUGCGUGGAUUUCCCAGAGGCCCCGAUUACCGAUUCUUUCAAGAGAGCCAAGCAGGCUGAGGCCCAGAAAGAGGCGGAGAAUGAACCACCCCGACCGGAUGAUGGCGAGAUGACUUUCCUGACUACGGACACUUCCUUUGUCGAGCACCCGCCCAGCACUGUCUCCUCCAAACCAACAUCGAGAUAUGCCGCUCCCGGCCGGGGUGCUACCCGAGGGACCACUCGAGGUGGUACGACGAGAGGUACUGCAAGAGGUUCUGCAACGGGCACCACGCGAGGCUCGGCGACCAGCCGGUAUGCCACGAGAGGCGCUGACCGGGCGCGCCCAAGCGCGCUGCCCCGGGGUCGUGGUUUGCGGUGAACGGUCGUCUGGGAUUGUAAUCUGCAUGUUACAUGUGCCUAUGCUAGUGAAUGGUAGGGACUCGGCCAUUGGGAUAUGGAUACUCCGAGAAGCACCCUGACAGACCGUGCCCCGGCAGUUCCUGUGGAUGUGUGAAAAUCCUUCAACAGAGAGGGAUGGUGCUCAUGAUGCUCUGCGGACUCUGUUUCUUCAUAGUCCGACCGAAUGAAGAUGAAGUAGAUGAACAUGGCCUGUAAUUAUUACGACUUGAAUGAAGAUUCACGAACCAUACGACCGUAUGAAGGAAUAAAGUGAUAGGUAGAAUCAAGUACAGUCUUCAUUCGUUUGCAAUAAACCCAUCGAUCCUACAAUCCUCAAGUGUUAGAUUAUAAGUGUAUGAUCGUCG